Messenger RNA from Ogataea parapolymorpha DL-1, 777 nucleotides. RefSeq names its product Defective in cullin neddylation protein 1. Bases 1 to 777 code for a protein of 258 amino acids. The transcript has a single exon. The record is from RefSeq and is a predicted model, not a curated record. Gene Ontology annotation, biological process: protein neddylation; positive regulation of ubiquitin-protein transferase activity. Gene Ontology annotation, molecular function: ubiquitin conjugating enzyme binding; ubiquitin-like protein binding; cullin family protein binding. Gene Ontology annotation, cellular component: ubiquitin ligase complex. Lineage: Eukaryota; Fungi; Ascomycota; Pichiomycetes; Pichiales; Pichiaceae.
AUGUCUGUCAGACCCGCUACAGUCAAGAAGUUUUUGGAGGUUACAGGAACCGACUCGGAGGAAGUUGCUGUGUUUUUUCUUCAGAGAAAUCAACAGAAGCUUACCCAUGCCAUCAACGACUUCUUUGUGAACCCGCAACUGGCAAAGAACGUCAAGAGAGAAAAGGUGACAGUCAAGAUCGACCCUAAGGUAAAGGAGAUUUUUGAUCAAUACAAAGAGCCAUUGCCAGACGCUCUGGGAAAAGCCUACAUUGGCAUUGACGGCACCGUGCGGUAUAUCUCCGAUUUGGGGUACGAGCCCGAAGAUAUAGCCAUGCUCGCGCUAGCAGAGUUUCUGGAGUGCCCGUCUGUUGGAGUUUUUAAAGAAGAUCCCUUUGUGACGAACUGGUCGAGAGUCAAGUGUAACACUAUUGAAAAAAUGAGCGACUACGUGAGAAAUGAAUUGGCAGUCAAGCUGUCAGAGGAUGAAGAGUACUUCAAAAAGGUUUAUCAAUUCACCUACAAAUUUAUUCUCGAGAAAAAUGAACGCAAUGUCCCAACAGAAACCGCGGUAGAGUACUGGAAUCUCAUGUUGCCAGAAACCUAUAAAGCAGAGCUGGAAACGUUCGUCAGGUUUCUUCAAGAAACAGACCACAAGGGCAUCACCAAAGAUCAGUGGAACAUGCUGUAUCCGUUUCUCAAAACAUACCACGAGGAUAACAAGCUCUCAAACUACGACGAGUCGCAGUCGUGGCCCGUGCUCAUGGACUCGUUCCACGAUUGGCUCCUGGACUCUUGA